GUCAAGUCGAGCAAGGCUGGACUAACGAACAUCAGCUCUUUCAACUCCAUCAUCAACUCAUCAAAACUGACGGCGACGAAAACUAUACUCUAUACGUACUGAAGAUCUCAUUCUCUCACAUCGAAGUAACGAAUAUCCGCGGCAUUUCUCUCCCCCCAUUUCAUUCAACUGCAUAGACUAUGGAUCACCGUCCGCAAGCUUGGGGCCGUCCUAGAGACGAUGUUUACGGUGCCUACGAUGCCUCUUUCAUGACCGAUAAUGGUCCCAAGCAAAACACCCAACAGCCUAUCGUCACUGGUACCUCCGUCAUCGCCGUCAAGUUCAAGGAUGGUGUUGUCAUGGCUGCUGAUAACCUAGCGUCAUACGGCUCUCUGGCCCGAUUCACCGAUGUCAAGCGACUCCGCUCCUUCGCCGAGUCCUCGGUCGUUGGCUUCAGCGGCGACAUUUCCGAUAUGCAGUAUCUCGACCGCCAUCUCAUCGACCUCUCCCUCGACGAGGCCUACACAUCCCCCGACGCUCCCCGUCUCAAUGCCGCAAACCUCCACCGCUACCUCGCUAAGCUGCUUUACCGCCGACGCUCCAAGUUCGACCCUCUGUGGAACCAUCUCCUUGUUGCUGGCCUCGACGAUGAUGACAAGCCAUUCCUUGCCGCUGCCGACUUACUCGGCAGUACCUACAGUGCCCCCAGUCUGGCUACAGGUUUCGGUUCCAUGCUAGCCCAGCCUAUCAUGCGUCGUCAUGUUCCCGACGAGGAGGCCGCUCAGAACUUGGAGAAGGAGGAGGCUAUCAAGAUCAUCAAGGAAUGCAUGAAGGUUCUAUACUACCGCGACGCUCGCAGUUUGGACUCUUACUCGAUGGCUGUCGUCACAAAGGAAGGAGUGGAGCUUACCGAUGGUCUGCAGCUCGAGGCUCAGAGCUGGGCCUUUGCCGAGAGAAUUCGCGGAUAUGGUACUCAAACUGUCUAAAUCCCGUGGCAGGUGCUGAAAUGGGAGGACCGAGUGACGAAAGCCAGUCACAUUUUAAUCAACUAGGGAGGUUGCACAAGAUACAAGCCAAAACGGCUUGAUUGCUGUUACUUUAGAGAAGAUUCAGCUGGUACAAUCAUGAUGAUGAUAAUACUUGACAA
This is a messenger RNA of Fusarium oxysporum Fo47, 1126 nucleotides long. RefSeq names its product proteasome core particle subunit beta 7. NCBI's taxonomy places the organism in Eukaryota, Fungi, Ascomycota, Sordariomycetes, Hypocreales, Nectriaceae. The transcript has 3 exons. The record is from RefSeq and is a predicted model, not a curated record. Bases 180 to 965 code for a protein of 261 amino acids. Gene Ontology annotation, cellular component: proteasome core complex.